AUGUCGAACCUGAGUGUUGCCAGCAACAAGAGACACGAUGGGUAUGAUCUGGACGUUUAUGGAAGAGACUCGUACUUGUUUUAUUCCUUACACAUUCCGGCCCUUGUAUGCAUUACCUGUAGUUUCAUAUCAGCUGUAACCGUGCUGGUUUUGUCUUUUAAGACAAAGAAUUUUAGAACCUUCUUCAAAUGGACUAAGAGUGAGCGUUUUAUUGUUUAUCUUGCUAUUUGUGAUGGUUCCUUCAAUUUGGCACACUUUACAGACCAUUUUCACAUUUUGGUCACCAGAGAUCACGUAUAUCCUAAAGCCCUCUGUCAGUUUUACGGUCUGAUGCUGGCCGAGUUCAUCACAGCCCAGAACCUUCUCGUGAACAUUGUUGCAAUUAAUGCUUUUCUACUGAUGUACUUCAACCGUAAUCUGGAAUUCGGGACAAAAGACUACCGUUUAUUAUUGUGGACAUUUGGAAUCCCCUUGCUUGGCGCAACAAUAGCUGCACUAACUGGGCAACUGGGUCCAAAUGGUUCAUUCUGUUACUUUGACGGAGUGACUGGGAAUACAGCUAACUUUUUCUUCACCACCGUUCCUCUGUGUUUCAUUCUUCUGUUGAACACCACUCUCUACAUCCUCAUAUUCCAGAAACUCACAACAGAAUCAAGGCGCUUGCGCAGAAGAAUCGGCACGCAGACGAAAACUUUGACAGCCAAUCACAAUGCAGCGCGUUCGAUGUCGCUGUUUGUCCUAGCAUUCAUCAUACAGUGGUGGGCCAUGGCAGUAUACGGACUCUGGACCUUUGUUAAUCCCGAUGGAGUACCGACGGCUGUUUUCCACUUUGUCACAACGUUUUCUAAUAUUGGAGGCAUACUGAAUUUUAUCGUAUUUAUAAUCAUCAGAAAAAGAUCGUUAAUGACCGUAAACACGUGCGAAAUUACGAAUCAAACUAAUAUGCCUUGA
Molecule: messenger RNA, 951 nt
Organism: Saccostrea echinata
Lineage: Eukaryota; Metazoa; Mollusca; Bivalvia; Ostreida; Ostreidae
Exons: 2
Coding region: 1-951 (316 amino acids)
Biological process (GO): adenylate cyclase-activating G protein-coupled receptor signaling pathway
Cellular component (GO): plasma membrane
Molecular function (GO): G protein-coupled receptor activity
Source: RefSeq, a predicted model, not a curated record